AUGCUGCUUCAGGAAAAGGACCAGGCCGCUUUCAAGAACUGGCUGCUGCCGAAGCUCGAGACCAUCUCGGACGCUGAGGCUGGGGUUCUUGCUGAUUACGUUGCUGCGCUUGUUGCCGUUGACGAAACCGAAGCAAACGUUCGGCGCAGCUGUAUCGAGUCAUUGGAAGAUUUCCUCGGGAAAGACAAUACUGAGCCAUUCGUAAAUGACGUGAUCGCGGCGUUGAACGACAAGAGUUAUCUUCCAAACGCUCCACCUUCUGCACCUAUACAGUCCAUAGUAGGCAGUACGAAUCUUGAAUAUGAACCUCAUCACUCAAACGUGCCAUUCAACGCACCGAGAGGUCCAGCCGCGACUAGAUUUCCGCCCACAUCACAUCGUCUACUCGACCGACCGGCCGCGCAGGGAAUGCAGCAGGAUGGAUCAAGUCAAUCAAGGAAACGCAAGAUGUUGGAAGAGGACAAUAGCCAGUUUUGGGAGGGUCAGGACCCGCACUACAAUCACAGCGGGGGUGGUGGUAACAGACCAUCGAAGCAGACGGCGCGUAGGGGCGGUAGAAACGCAAGAGCUAGGGACACUCAACACAACGCUUCGUAUGAUUUGAGUGGCAUGCCAAACUUUGCCAAACUUCCAGCGCCCCCGCCAGGACCUCUUCCAUUUGACCCGUCAGAUCCUAUGGCUUUCUUUGCAAUGGCUGCAGCUUUUGGCGCAAAUCUUCCUGGCAUGUCACCCUUCUCCUCAGACACCCAAGGUAAUAGUUCUAGUCAUAAGGGCCCCAAGGGCUCCAAGGGCUUGUGUACCAACUAUUAUGAAAAGGGAUUUUGCGCUAUGGGAACCCUUUGCCCCUUUGAACAUAGCGACGCUGCUGUUGCCGUUCCAGCCAACGAAAUCCCUGAGUAUGACCCGGAACAGUCGUAUCUUGCUGUACAGCCUCAUCGAGGUACGGGCAACCGCGCAUUGUCACAGACUCGACGUCGCACCACUAAGGGCGGUAAACCACGCGCGCCAUUCUCCCAAUCCGGCCCGUCACGCGAUCCGUCAAACACUAUGCUGGUGGUUGAACAAAUCCCCCCAGAGAACCUCCAUGAAGAUAGUGUACGAAGUUACUUUUCGAAGUUUGGCAGUAUCGACGAAGUAGACAUUCACGCCGACAAACGAUUGGCAAUCAUUAAGUUCAGCGAUCAUUCUGCUGCAAGUCGAGCAUACAGUAGCCCAAAAGCCAUCUUUGAGAAUCGGUUCGUCAAAGUCUAUUGGUACCGACCGGAGGAGCACCCAGAAGAGGAGAAACUUGACCUCGAGGCCAUUGCGAUCAGACAGGCAGAAGCACAGAAGGCUUUUGAAGAACGUCGUCGAAGGGAGGAGGAAGCCGAUGCUAGGGCCGCGGAGAUUGAGCGACAGCUGAAAGAGAAGAAUGAAGAGAUGCAGGAAAUUAGACGACAGCUCGCAGAGUUAUCGGGCGAUAAGGCUGACGAAUUUUCGCAGACAUUGGAGACUCUUCAAGCCGAAGCUGCCGAGCUCUUUGACCAACACGACCCUAGCGACUCUUCAGGACGUGGCCGUGGCUAUGGCGCAUUCCGUGGGAGUUAUCGAGGUCGCGGCUUUGCCCCCUUCCCUCCCCGUGGUAGAGGCUCCACAUCCUAUAGGGGCGCGUAUGGUCGUGGGUCUAGCUUUGUCGCGUCCGCAUUCCCGGGUCGUAGUGCCGUCAAGAGACUUGACAACAGGCCUAGACGACUCGCUGUUUCUGGCAUUGAGGCUGACACUCCGAGAGAUGAGGCUCUGAGGCAGUAUCUUCUGAACGUUCCCGAUUGCACGUCUAUCGAGCGCCAUCCAGAGCAAGACGAUGCUCUUAUCCUUACAUUCAAGGAGCGUUACCAGGCAGAGAUGUUUCUCGAUCAGUCACUUCAGAUUCCUGACGUGGGCAAGUUGGAUCUUGCAUGGGUUUCUAACGACGCAUUUGGUGGUCUUGAACCUUCUACCACAACUGUAGGUACAGCUCAUGCCAAGGCUGAAGAUGAUGACAAUUCUUCUGCUACCGUUGGUGAAGUGGAAAUCGGGGACGAAGAAGAUGAUGACCAACCGAUUGGUGGCGCGGAUGCAGACAUGGAUGUUGCUGAUGACGUUGAUCGAUGGAUGCAGGCAAACACCGCGUCGUGA
Messenger RNA from Bipolaris sorokiniana ND90Pr, 2154 nucleotides. RefSeq lists its product as uncharacterized. NCBI's taxonomy places the organism in Eukaryota, Fungi, Ascomycota, Dothideomycetes, Pleosporales, Pleosporaceae. The record is from RefSeq and is a predicted model, not a curated record. Gene Ontology annotation, cellular component: nucleus. Gene Ontology annotation, biological process: mRNA processing. Gene Ontology annotation, molecular function: metal ion binding; RNA binding. The coding region runs from base 1 to 2154 and encodes 717 amino acids. The transcript has 4 exons.